This is a messenger RNA of Dermochelys coriacea (leatherback sea turtle), 6796 nucleotides long. It is a transcript of the gene TOR4A, whose product is annotated as torsin family 4 member A. Gene Ontology annotation, molecular function: ATP binding; ATP hydrolysis activity. Gene Ontology annotation, cellular component: nuclear envelope; endoplasmic reticulum lumen. NCBI's taxonomy places the organism in Eukaryota, Metazoa, Chordata, Testudines, Dermochelyidae. The record is from RefSeq and is a predicted model, not a curated record. The transcript is spliced from 2 exons. The coding region runs from base 1464 to 2744 and encodes 426 amino acids.
CAUGAAGACACUUCCUAGGCCAGUACCAGUAUAAACAGAUUUGUGAGAGUAACUCCCUUUCUGUUGCUAUAAGGAAACAACUGUAUGUCUUGAUACUGACAAUUUCCUUAUCUACUGAAGCCAAAGCUUGCCUCCGCUAAUACUAGGUGUUAUGGGAUACUUAGCAUAUGUGAACAGGAUUAUAACAAGGGUACAGGCUAAUUCAUGCUAUAUAACUGCUAUAUUGACACUUAAUGCUUAAAAUAUAUGUAAGCUAGCCACCAUUUCAAAAACGGAUUGGACAGUUAUAUGACUAACAAGAAUACCCAGAUUUGUCACAGAAUCGUAGACUAUCAGGGUUGGAAGGGACCUCAGGAGGUUAUCUAGUCCUACCCCCUGCUCAAAGCAGGACCAAUCCCCAACUAAAUCAUCUCAGCCAGUUCAUGCUAACAAGUUUUGGAGGAGUUAUUAAACCUCAUGCUUCUUGCCUUAAACCAAUCUCUAACUAUGUGGGAUUAGGAGGUGCCCUAAAGUGAACAGGGAGAGAAUCCUGUAUCUGCCUAGUGCAAGAUUCCUUACACUUUCCUCUGGAAUAUCCAGUACUGCCACUGCUGGAGACAGGGUACAUGGACCAUGGGUCUGAUGCAGUCUGGCAUUACUAUGUGCUCAGUCUGAUUUCCCCUACUUGCCCCUUUCCUCUCAGACUGUGUUCAUGGCAGGUAAUUUUUAAUUUUCUGUGGCAGCUGCCCAAUUUCCCCAUGCUCUGCUGUGCUAGGCAGACCCAUGCCUGCCCUGCUACUGUGCUUUCCGGAUGGCUGCCUACCUGCAAGUGGAUUCGGAGGCACAAGGCUGCAGGGAACGUUGUGCAGCUGGAGCAGCAGCAGAGCUGAAUUUGGAAGCAUUUGUUCUUGUUUAUUUUCCAGUGCCUCCAGAUGUAGGCAAUAAUGUUGCCUGUCUCUUGCCCCACACCCUGUUCGCACGCUGCUCUGUGUCAUGGCUGCAUCUCUCUUAAUGCUCCUUGUACCCAUGAGGGGACACCGCUAGCGACAGGAUAUUUCUGACCUGCUUCCGAACAGCUUAGAGAACAGGAGUAAAACACAGUGCAACCUGUGUGCAGCCAUCAGUGUGUGAAUACGCUGUCCAUGUUGCAGAGAACAUGAGCAGGCCAGCAGCAAACACAGCUGCAGAAUAGGAUACAGAUAAGGUCUUGUGCAACUGGGAGAAGGAAGUGCUGGAGAUAGGGACCACUCCCGCUUGUCAUUUCCUCUUUUCUCCCUGACCAAGUCCUUUUAGACAGAUGUGAAGGUACAAAGUGGGACAGCCAGUGAGUCUGCAGCUACAGAGUCCCCUGCUUACCCUGCUUGGAUUGCUGCUGCUGCUCCAUUGACUUGCAGGCAGGGACAAGGAGUGACAUUCUCCCAGUGAGACCCAGAGAAAAAGCUCCCUGAGAAGACACUUUGAAUGGUUUAUGAGAAGAAAGCAAAAUGGAUGGAAGUCAGUCCUGCACUGAGACUCUCACGGCUUCCAAGAAGAUCUCUCUGCUUUCCUCUCCCAUGCGGGCAGUCAUUCGUCUGCGACGAAAAGUCCAGUUCCUGAAGAAAAGCCACCUGCAUCUGAACCUUCCCAGAGAACAAUCUCCAGAGCGUGUCCAAACUAGGCUUCUUCAAAAGCAGAUUUCCAUGAGCCGAACAAACCUGUAUAACCCUUCAAGGUCCGUCUUUAAUCAAGCCACCUUUGCCAAUUCUCAGUACUUCACCUUUGACACCUCUGUGGACCAGUCAACUCUGAAUAAAUACAAACGGAAGAAGAGCCGCAGGAAGUCCAGGAUGGUGUUGUAUCCAGAAAGCUUCAAAAAGUACCUUCCAGCAGAGCAAAAGAGUAAAGCAAAGCGCUGCCUUCUCUUGCUCACUGGCAUCAUCUGCUUCCAAAUACUAAAUGCUAUUGAGAAUCUGGAUGACAAUCUUCAGAAGUAUGACCUAGAUGGGCUGGAGAAAACCAUGCACCGGGAAGUAUUUGGACAGAAGGUGGCUGUGGACAGAAUUAUGGAAUUGUUGAAAGAAUAUCUGGCCACCCACAUACACAACAAGCCAUUAGUGAUCUCCUUCAAUGGCCCACCUGGGGUCGGAAAGAGCCAUGUUGGAUGGCUGCUGGCUAAACACUUCCGUUCAGUCAUGGACAAUGACUUUGUGCUUCAGUACUUUGUGAUGCACCACUGUCCAAACAAGGAGGCUACUCCUGCUUGCCAAUUGGAUUUGUCUGAGAAGAUUUCUAAGAUGGUCACCAGAGCAGAAAUAGAAGAGAAGAUACCAUUGUUUAUUUUGGAUGAGGUUGAGCUCAUGUCUCCAGUUCUGUUGGAUACACUCAGCAGAUUCUUCCAAUCAAACCAAACCAACGAGUUCCUCAAUGCUAUCUACAUUCUAAUAAGCAACAUAGGGGGCAGUGAAAUCACAACGUUUGUCCUCCAGAAUGUUUCCACUGACCUUCCGCACCUGCAAAGAAAAACAGAAGAACUGCUGUACAUUAUCCAGCCUAUUCUGAUCCACUUCCACCCUCUUUGGAAGUCUGCUGACAUAAUCCCAUUUGCUCUGCUGGAGAAGAGUCAUGUCAUAAACUGCUUCUUGGAGGAGAUGAUGCGGGAAGGGCUAUAUCCUGAUCAGAGCCAUAUUGAGAAUUUAGCUAGCCAGCUCAGCUAUUACACUACAGGAGGCAGGGAGUACGCCAUAACUGGCUGCAAGCAGGUCGGAGCCAAAGUCAAUCUACUGUAGCAGCAACCAUAAUAAGAGGCCAAAUCCUGUUCUCAGCACUUUGCACUCAAUGGAGAUAGCCUGGCUGAACACUGGCAUGACUGACAGCAGAUUUUGGCCCAAGAUGCAUUUCCUCAAGAGGACAGAUAUGAAGCUGUCCCAGUGACCACCUUAUAAGAGGGUUCCAGGAGGCAGAACAGCAGCUGUCACUGCUUCUAAGAUGAGCUCUGUUCUCCUAUUGAUUUAUCGGACUUGAGUCACUGAACUCCCACUGUCCUGCAAAUAAUCCCCUGUUGACUAUGGCCAGGAUAUCUCUCUGAGGCCAGGUCUGAGCCCAGGCACAAGCCAAACCCCCUUGUGUCCACACUGCAAAUGUGCUAGCCGAGGGCUCCAGACCCAAGGUCCUAGGACCCUGCAGGGCUGGAGGAUCCAAGCCCUAUUGCUUUCUUGUGUGCACGCGACCCCGACUUGAGUUGGGUCUGGAAGUCCUCUGGAUGUAUCCCAGAGUUCCCGGCAGCAGAGGAGCAGCUCUGCAGGCAGCCAGUGCAGCAGGUGGAAGCACUAUUUCGGCCUGGCAGAGCAUGAUCCUGCUCCUCUCACAGUAGCUGCUCCGGCUCCUCCUCGCUGCUGCGCGGAGCUUGCCCAGAGCAGGGAGCAAAGCUGACAGGUGGGAGGUGGCUCCCGGGGAUCAUCCCUCUACUGGCCAGGCUGAGCCAGAAGCUCUGCCGCUCGCCCUCUGUGCAGGGCGGAACUUGGUCCUGCUCUGCUCUCUGUGCCCUGCUCCUGGGCCCACCCUGCCCUCCCUGGGGCUGCGUGUGCAGGGACACCCAGGCAGUGUGCACUGUCAGGGUGGUGAGUAGGAGCCAGCCCCCAAAACUUCCCCACAGCCUCCUGGGAAUCCCUUAUCCCUGCCUCCCGGGGUGCGGCAGGAGCCAUGCUUCACCCCAAGUCUUGGCCAUGCACUUCACCGCUCCGCAGCCAGCAGCAACCAGGCUGUGUGGGGAGGGGGCGUGAAGGAGUGUUUUUCCUCUGAUACCUUCAUUUUAGGUCAAACUUCUGUGCCCUGCAGUGAGGAUGCUAGAGCCCUAGGUUUGAGCACGGGUCAGAAAAUCCUUAACCUGGGGUUAAAAUGCAAUGUAGACACUCAAGCCCAGGGUUCCCUGACACAGGUCAGCUGACUCUAGGCCCACUAACCCGAAGCUUACAUUGCUGUGUAGACAGCCUCCAGUUGUAUUAUGACCUCUUUGGUGUCCCUCAUACACACGUGCCCAGGAGUUUAUUCAUUGGUGAUGUGUCAGCAAGUCUAGGAGUUGAGAAUAAAUCCCCCAUUAUAUGUACAUGGUAGGAACAAUUUAAUGUCGGGGAGAUGGGGAGACCUUUGGGGUGACAGUCUCAUCAGCACACUUAGCUGGGUCUCACUUUGUCUUCAAACUCAGAAUCUGCAAUCUCUGCUUUUCCGGGGUCUGGCUGGACCUGGGAUAAAGGCUAACUGGCUUAAGAUCUGUCUAGCCAAGCUAGAGAUGAUGCUGGCAUGUAGGGGAAACAUUUGGAAUAGCUGAUGCAGACUGUGACUGUUACCCACCGAUCUUUGGGGUCAGAAUUAUGCAUUCUUGGGUUCUUUUUCUCCACUGCUGCUCUUGGAUUCCCUGGCAACAGCAGUCUCCUGGAAUAUGUGCUACCAUCUCUGGUUGCCUUAGAAGUCGUAGCCCUUUAUACCUGAUGCACUGUGCCUACGUCACUUCCAGGCUGGAUUCCUGCAAUGCACUUUUCUUGGGACUAUCCUUGAAGACUACUCCAAAGCAUCAGCUAGUGGAGAAUGCAGCUGCCUGCUUGUUACGGUCUUGCUCAUGUGGCCUUUGGUAUAAAUUCUGCUGCUUGUUUGUUUCUGCGUACAAUUCACAGCACUGAUUAUCUAGAGAUCCCUUAAAUGGGAAUUCACAGAUGCAAGGUAAUGUGCAUUUUGAACUGUUGAUGCACAUUGCUGGGUUCAAAAACUACUCCAGAACAAGUGCUGGGCAUCAUGUGAACAGCUCUGUGAAACCUGUACUCACUGUGCAGCAGCUGUCGAAAACAAAAAUAUUAAAUUGCAGGAGGCAUAGGAGAGGAAGCAGCACUGAAAAGUAUUAUAAUGCCAUUGUUCUGGAGUGACAGUCACUUCUCUACUGUUAAAGGUUGCCACCAGCAGCCCUGUUUUAGUCCUGCAGUAACCCUAGCUUGGAAAUCUGAUACAAGCAAAGUUUGAAGGAAAUGUAUACACCUGCCUUGGAGUUCCAGGUCUUUAUAAUAUUCCCCCGAUUGGAAAUAUUGUCUGUUGUCUAACCUAUCUGCAUCUCCGUCUAGCUCAAAAUCAGUUUGUUGCCUUCACACUUCCUGUACAGUUAACUCUCCUUGAACAUUCAUGUGCUGUGGAAGAAUUGAUGAAAAUAGCAUGUAAUUAAGCAAAGGUGUUGGUGAUUUUUUUUAUAGGCCCAAUCCUGUUUGCAUUGAUUUCAUUAGAAUUAUGUGAAUAAUGGAUUUUUUUUACUGGACAUUCUGAAAUAUAUAUCAAAAUUUGGUUUGGAGCUGUAUUUUUUUUAAAUAUUCUAAAAAUAAAAUGGAAGUAAAGUUCAAAAAGAAAAGUCAUUUUGAAUCAAAUCCCCCAAAUAUUUCAUUUGGAAAAUGUCGAAACAAAAUGUUUUGAUUUUUCUUUUGGAGAGGGGCAUCAACUGAAACAAAAUGCAAGGUUUUUAAUUUUUAGGGCUCACUCUCCGGCAGCUGUUCUGAAAAUCUGGAGCAAGCACAGUGGGAACUUUCUGAGAUCCAGCCAUAAUAAUGACUCCCUUUAAAGAAAAAAAGCAGUGGUUUGUGUCUGUCUCCAUCAGCCCUGACAUGACAACAGGCUAUUGCUGCCUGUAGGAGGCACCCCCCAACACAUUGCUGUCUCUGCCACCUCACUCCAUGUCUGUUUUGCCCCAUGGCUUCCCCCCUGCUGCCUCCCGAUGCUCCCCUAGAGCUCAUCCCUGCUGCCCACUACUACACCCCUAUUGGCUCUUGCCCCCUCUCACUGCAUGCCCCUCCCCACAGCCCCAACCUCCAGCUGUUUCAGCCUUCCCUCCAUUGGUACCCGGCCCCCUUCCCUGCUCCCGCUACCCAGCUCCACUGUGUCACUCCUUGAUAGAUCUGCCUGCUACAUUUGCCACCUCAGUGUCUGGCCCUUGCUACCCUUGCAGUACUUGGGCUGCUGCCCUGAUCCCACACAGCACUCUCAGCCACUCCGUGACCUUCUCAUAUUUCCUGGUCCUUCCCCGCCCACCCCCCAUCCCCACUGCUGCCCCUGGCAGCCCCAACACCCAUCACUGCUCCCUCUGAUUCCCUUACCUGCCACUGCUUCUCCUCCACUGAUAGCCCUGCUGCCUCAGUUUCCCCACUGCUCUGCUCCAGCCACCAUUGCCACCUCAGCCUGUAGCCUCAGCACCCCCGCAGCUGGCAUUCUUACCGUUACACACUCCAUUGGGACAACUCCACUCGCUCACCGCUCUUCUCUGUCUCCUCCACCUACGCCUAGCACACCACCCCAUCAUCCUUCCCACUGCUGUAACCCUGGACCCUCUUCUUCUCUGGGCUCUGAGACAUAGCUGUCCAGCCUGGCCUGCAUGCAGAAUGCAGUGCAGCCAAGGUUCACAUCGUAGAUGGAGCGUCAUUUGGUGUUUUUCAUUUGAAUUGUGGAUUUCUUUGUCUUUGUGCAGUUAAGCCCAGAUCCUGGGUUUUUCAGUGUGAAUGCCCUGACCAGGAUACAAUUUAUCUCUUCCCUGCCUCAUUUUCCUAUUAGGUGUUUAGAGGGAGAGCAUGAGUGGCUGGAGCACUGUGAGUCAGGCAACCUCUGUUCUCGUUUAGGUUCUACACAGGGGAAGGCAAACUACAGCCCACAGGCCGCAUCCAGCCUGUCAGACAUUUUAAUCCGCCGGGAGUGGAGUCGGGGGCUUGCCCUACUCCACGCUUGCCGUGCCUCCGCAUGGCUCCCGGAAGUAGUGGCAUGCCCCUGCUCUGGCUCCUAUGCAUAGGGGGAGCCAGGGAGCUCUGCACACUCCUCCGCC